AUGAUGACAGCCCAAGGAAUUGCCAAUUCGAUUUGGGCAGUGGCAAAACUAGCCAAUACUUUUAAUUCUGAGGCCUGGGCGAGCUUGCUACCUUCACUGGUGAGCAAGGUCCGCGUUGUGGUGCCUGAUAUGAUAGCUCAGCAUACUUCAAAUGUGAUAUGGGCCACCGGGCAGCUUUCAGUUGAUCCCAGUCAUGCUGCUAUAUCUCAGAGUUUGCGCGAGGUGCUCCCGCUUGUUGUCACCCAAGCCGGCACUGUGCUAGCUUCAGCCACGGCCCAAGAGCUGGCAAAUGCUUGCUGGGGCUUGGCACUAUGUGACUACACAGAUGCGAGCUUCCUCCGAUCUGCGGCUGACAAGGUGACAAAUGAGGCUGCUGGGUGGAAGCCGGUGGGUGCCCAGCUGGACUUGCCAUUUGUGCUUUGCUCCUUCGCAAGGCUGCACGCUGACGGACAUGAUGACAUGAUGAAUGCCGCUGCCGAAAAGUUGGCUCCAAUGCUGAGUCAGGUCAACGACUGGGGCCUGUGCGCCGUGUUCUGGUCAUACCAGCAGCUGGACAUCAAUGACAACCUGCUUGCCUUUCGGCGAAACCUGAAUGUAGAAGUGAAGCGCCGCCAGCUUUCAGACCAGGAUGUGGUGCGUAGUCGGCUGGGGCCAGAGGCGUGGUAG
Molecule: messenger RNA, 666 nt
Organism: Effrenium voratum
Lineage: Eukaryota; Dinophyceae; Suessiales; Symbiodiniaceae
Source: the annotation of a GenBank genome assembly